Molecule: messenger RNA, 1470 nt
Organism: Cladophialophora psammophila CBS 110553
Lineage: Eukaryota; Fungi; Ascomycota; Eurotiomycetes; Chaetothyriales; Herpotrichiellaceae
Exons: 1
Coding region: 1-1470 (489 amino acids)
Biological process (GO): protein lipoylation
Cellular component (GO): mitochondrion
Molecular function (GO): lipoyl(octanoyl) transferase activity
Source: RefSeq, a predicted model, not a curated record
AUGCGCUUAGCUCACUUGCACAUCCCCGGCCUGAUCCCCUACAGCCACUCACUGCGUCUGCAAACGGCCAUUCUGGAGAGAUAUUUCCAACACAAGGAUUGGCUGCGCUCAGUCGGGAGAGAGGCGGCGGGGCCGAGAGGAAGAAGAGAAGGCGAGGCAGCGAGUAGUGCACACGUCCGUGUGCUCGACGGCAAGGACCGGGGACCUACAGGGCAGACGGCGAGAAGUAUCAUCGAUCGAUCAGCUUCGCAUCGUGCUGCUGCUGAGCAUGAUGACGCAGCUGAGGCUCGCACCAGGCUGGCAAGCAGCAUAUCGAGGCCACGACACGAUCAAGAUCACGAUCGACCAGGCUCGUCGUUGCUUGGCACCGGAAAUGGAAGUUGCACUACAAAUAGUACGACGACUGCCCUCCGCAAGGCCAGCUCGCCCUCGCCUCUUGACAUCAGCUCCAGCUCCCAUACGCUUGCGCACAUUCAGACUCCCCCGGACCCUGUCCUCCUGACAUUCAGCACCCCUCCCACCUACACGGUCGGUCGUCGGCACCUCCUGACCAACCCCAUCUCCGCGGAUCAACAGUCCCUCCUUUCUGCCAAGGGCCUGGCGACCUUUCACGCCUCCCCGCGCGGUGGACUUCUCACGUACCACGCACCCGGCCAGCUGACCGGCUACGUGAUUGUCGACCUGCGGAGGUUUGCCAUCAGUGCGAGAUGCUGGGUAAGGUUGUUGGAGGAGAGUGUCAUGCGCACCUGUGGUCGCUGGGGGGUUCGGGCGGGGAGAACGGACGAUCCGGGGGUUUGGGUGCUGGACCAGGAAGAGGGUAAGCGAGACUCAUCCUCCACGCCAGCAGCCAAAUUAUCGGCAGCAAGCGAUCGCAAAAUCUGUGCCAUCGGUGUCCAGGUCUCGCGUGGUGUUACCUCUCACGGCGUCGGGUUGAACGUAUAUGACGCACCGCUUCCCUCGGCAUCUCCGUCGUCUGUAUUACCAUCCGCAGACCUCUCAUCGUCAUCCGGCUCGUCCUCCCCUUCUUCCUGGUCGUCACCGUCGCCUUCUCUUUCUGCCGUGUCCUCCUCACGACUGGGACUUUAUGACUUCAUACCCACACAAUUAUCCUCUCCCUCGUACGAUCCCUCUACGCGAGGCUACCUCUCGUGGGGAUUCAGUCGCAUCGUCGCCUGCGGACUAGAAGGGAAGAGCGUAACUUGGCUGACGAGGGAGAUGUCGCGCUCUUACCCGCCUUCGGGCUCGACGGAACACGGAACCUCAUUUCUGCCUUCGACAGGUGAACCCCUGGGGCGAGGUGGACGGCGCAGCAACGACGAUCACGCUGGGCUAGCCGCAGAGCCGAUCCUAAUGGAAUCUGUCGCCGACGUCUUUGCCCACGAGAUCGUCCACGGCCUCAAUACCAUGAAAGCCGAGGGUAAGGAGACUGUGGAUGGCGUAUACAGCAUGCGAGAGACGGACCUUCUGUGA